Psammomys obesus (fat sand rat) is the source of this 3253-nucleotide messenger RNA. RefSeq names its product mitochondrial ribosomal protein L35 (gene Mrpl35). Bases 24 to 590 code for a protein of 188 amino acids. Lineage: Eukaryota; Metazoa; Chordata; Mammalia; Rodentia; Muridae. Gene Ontology annotation, cellular component: ribosome; mitochondrion. The transcript is spliced from 4 exons. Gene Ontology annotation, molecular function: structural constituent of ribosome. Gene Ontology annotation, biological process: translation. The record is from RefSeq and is a predicted model, not a curated record.
GGCCACCGUAGGCUGCUUGCAAGAUGGCGGCCUCCGUCUUCACGGGUGCCUUGAGAGCUGCCUCAGGAAUAUUCCGUCCCCUGAAUGUGUUGGCAUCUUCAACCUUUCGGAACUGUGCCAAGAAUACCUGUCUUAAUUCUGCACUGUGUGCCGCUCAUGUUAGACACACUCAGUCAUCAGCUGUUUCCUCUGCCCCAAGACUUGUCACAUCUGUCAGACACCUGGCAUGUGGGCCUACUGCAGAAGUCCUUAAUAGAGUGGCCGCAUUGGUUCCCAGUGUCCUGAAGCCGCCGGUCAGAACUCUAACAUACUGCAGCUCGCGGAAAGGCAAGAGAAAGACAGUAAAAGCAGUGGUGCAUCGGUUCCUUCGACUGCAUUCUGGCCUCUGGCUAAGGAGGCAGGCUGGCUACAAGAAAGCAUUAUGGAAAAAGUCAACUGCAAGAAAGAAGCGCCUGAGGGAAUUUGUGUUCUGCAACAAGACCCAGAGUAAACUCCUAGAUAAAAUGACAACAUCUUUCUGGAAGAGGCGCAACUGGUACGCUGGUGAUCCGUACCAGAUGUACCAUGAUCGAACGAACCUGCGAGUAUAGGUCAGAGCUUUCAUAGGUUCCCAGCUAUGGAAUGUGGAUCUUUGUGUAAAAGUGAGCCUGUGUUAAACUGUAAACUGUACCAACUGAUAGGCAAGCAUAGAAUAUCCCAUUGUGCUUUAAAACCCAAUACACUAAACAGUGCAUUGGUCAUGGAACUAAAAGUUAAAAAUUUUGUGUAUUAUUUCCAACAAAUGGUAAUAGCUUUCCUCAUUCCCAUUAGUUUCAAGGAAUCUCAAGUGAGGAAAAAUAUAAAAAGACACUGAAAACAGUGGGCCUUUUUGUGGGAUUGAGAUUGUAUCCAGACCUUGUCCAUGCUAAACAGACAUCCUGGAUGCCAGUUUCCAACAUGACACCUCACAGUUUGAUCUCCUACGUGAAACUGCCCCACCCCAGCUUUGGGAAGGCCAGAUUGGGUAGAGCAGGAGACGGUGGGACUUCAUGCCCUGGCUCUACCGUGUGUGUGGGGCUCUAUACCAUCAGUCUUUAAGCUUGGCUUUUGCUUAUGUAAAGUUUAUGCUCCCUCAGACUGACUUCAUCUUGAACCUUUGAACCAUUACAACCAUCAACUCUGUUAUCUCAUCUAUUGUAACUGACAAGGGACGCUAAGCGGGCCAGCUUACCUUUCAAUUGUACUCUUAAUCCAUGCCACCAUGCAGUGGAGAGCUUGCCUGUUCGUGGGUCAGGAUCUCACGCAGGCUCUCUUAGUUGUAUCAGCCAGCUUGUAUGAAGUCAAAAAGUAGUUGUUAGCUAUUAUGCUUAGAGGUAACACGGGGUAGCAGUGCACUUUCAUCCCGUGUCCUGGGUUCUUCGUGUUUAUGACUGUUAUCAUUCAUUUUAUUGUAAAAAAGUACUUUUCAUAAGUAAAUCACCUUUACAGAUACCCUUCUUGAAACACAUAGCUCUGCAAUAAAUUUCUGCCCAAUUUUUUUUCAACUUUUUGUUUUUAAUGUAUGAGUGUUUUAUCUCUGUGUAUGCAUGUGCACAUACACAUAUGUGCCUGGAGCCUGGUGCCCUUGGAGGCCAGAAGAGAGCUGUUGGGUCCACCGGCAUUGGAAUUAGAGAUGGUUGUGAGCCACCAUGUGGGUGCUGGGAGUUGAACCAGGGUCCCCUGCAAGAACAGCCAAUUUUUAAAUGCUGAACUGUCUCUCCAGCCCUCUGCCCGGUUUUUCAGAGGCACUAUAUAUAUAUUUUUUAAAGUGUAUCCACUUAAGAUUUCUUAUUUUUAUUUAUAAGGAUAAGCUUUUUUCCCAGAAUUCUCUAAAAAUGCACUGUGGAAACUAAGGGGAAAGUAAUACCUGUCAUUUGAUGAGACUAAUGUGCCGCCAGCUGUGCUCGAAGGGCAACAAUGAAUGGAUGAUAAUUCAUCUUAGAAAUAAUGACUCCAUGGCUAUUUCACCGCGAAUGCACGUGAUUUUGUUUGCUCUCAAAUCUACGCAGGGUCAGGCCUAACGAGUGGCAAGUGAUGGCUACAGUCUAAGACAGUGACUCUUAGCUCUCACACUAGAAUUAUCUGGAAGCAUCUUUAAACAAAUGAGCUUGCCUAGCUGCAAGCUCUCAUUAAAUAAAUUACUAUUUGAAAUCUGUUGAUGAUAACAUGAAAUUCCUCCAUUUAGUAGAGUAAGAUAAUCAUUGGGGGUUUUACGGCAUGUCAGGCUAGGAAUUUGAGGGCCAUUCAUUGAAGCAGGGGUGUGUUCACUAAAUGGAGAGCGAUGGAGAAUGUCAGGAAACCAGAAGGCCAAGUAUGGAUGUAUUUGUGGGACCAGGUAAUGGAGAGCGGAUGUGCACUGGAGCACCUCGUACACCCAGUGUCUUCUGUUCUGCUGGCUCUUCCUGUGUUCACGCUCCUGAAGUGGCAGAAGCUGAGCACUGGGAGGCUUUUGUAUCUCCUCGCCUGCGCAGCUCCGGCUUCUCGUACAGCUGUGGCACUGGGAAGAGCUGGUGCAGAAGCUGAGAAGGAAGACUGUCCAGCCUUGUACUCCUGUAGAGUCAAUGUAGAUGAUUCGGGUCUGUUACAUGGCCUCAGCACCUGGGCCCUUUCCUACCCCUGCCCUCCCACUUGCCUGUGGCCAAGGACAGGCUAGACAGAGAAGGACCAGCAAACACGGGCUGAAGUAGAAGGGCAGCAGGCUGCAGGCACACUGUGUAUGCAAAAGGAGUUUCAUACAAACAGCUUUUGUUUAUGGCUAGUGGAGCCUUUCUUCAAAGCUGAGUUUCUAUUUUGACAGUAAAGCACUUUGCAUUAGGCCUGCCUGAAUGAUGUUCAAGGAUAUGCAUACUUGUUUAUCCACAUGUGAUUUAUUGAACACUUGCUCGAUUUGAGCAUAUCUGUAAAACUGCUGGACCUCAUGCCAACCUUAUGAAAGAGCUACCAUUUAUCCCUGAUAUAAAUUGGGGGCAACUAAAGCUUAUAGAGGCUUAAUUUCCGAAAUACAGCAAAUGCAUUGCAGAAUGUAAGGAUAAGCCUUUUUCGCCAUUGUUCUCUAAAAACACAUUGUGGAGACAAAAGAGGAAAAAUGAUGCCUGCUGUUUGAUGAGACUGACGUGUCUAGCUCCCUUGGGAUCUUGUGUACUUCCUUUGAUUUCUCACAGCGUAGGAUAUUCAUGUCUUAAUCAACAGAUGCCUGGGAUCUGACACUAGCAGUAAACACUUCAUAACUCUUCUA